UAUCUUCAUUUAAUCGAAACCGGACAGCACAAUGCCGUCCUUGAUCCCUUCCUUCCAUCUCCAAGAAAAAAAAAGGCCGUCUGUGUGACCUGGUUGGUAUAUAUUUGCAUACAAAACUAUUAAAUCUGGACCUACUUUGCUACUGAUUUCUGCUUUCGAUUAAAAAAUCCAAGUUGAACACAAUCACUCAUAGUAUUUUAUAAACAGCUAGCCUUAGUCGUACACCACCACUAUUCUAUAUUUCUAAUGUGUGAUAUUUCUAUCCUAUCCUCUCUACUCCUCGUUUUCUUUCUUACAUUUCAAACCUUAAUCGUCCUAAAUUAGAAAUAAUCAAACAAAACCCACAAGAUAAACAAUUAAAAUUGGACAAAUUUCUUCUUUUUUGCCGAUUUGAAUUGCAAAAAGAAAGAAACACCUACACAAAAAAAAGGGUAAAAAUGAGUGAAUUGAAUGAGAGAUUUAAAGCAUUUAUCAACAAUAGAUGGCUGGUAUUUGUAGCAGCAAUAUGGAUACAAGCAUGUGCAGGAAUUGGGUAUAUGUUUGGGAGUAUUUCACCAGUAAUUAAGAGUAAUUUGAACUACAAUCAAAGGCAAGUAGCAAGAUUGGGUAUUGCCAAAGAUUUGGGAGAUAGUGUUGGAUUUUUGACUGGUUAUAUUUGUGAAGCUUUGCCUUUGUGGGCUGCUCUUCUUGUUGGUGCUAUUCAAAAUUUGGUUGGUUAUGGCUGGGUUUGGCUCAUCAUCACUGGUAAAGCCACCCCUUUGCCUUUGUGGGCCAUGUGCCUUCUUAUAUUUCUCGGAACAAAUGGGGAAACGUACUUCAAUACAGCUGCUCUUGUCUCUUGUGUGCAAAACUUUCCAAAAAACCGAGGUCCAAUUGUGGGUAUUCUGAAAGGCUUUGCCGGGCUGAGUGGAGCAAUAUUGACCCAAAUUUAUGCCCUAAUUCACAGUCCUGACCAAGCAUCACUUGUCUUUAUGAUCGCAGUUGGACCAACUAUGGUAGUUAUUUCCCUUAUGUUCAUAAUAAGACCUGUCAAAGGUCACAGACAAAUCCGGCCUUCUGAUGCAAGAAGUUUCUCAUUUGUCUAUAGUGCUUGCCUUGUGCUGGCUGCUUAUCUGAUGGGGGUGAUGCUUGUCCAAGAUCUGAUUGAUGUCAGUCAUACUAUCGUCAUCAUAUUCACCUCGAUCUUAUUCAUAAUCCUGUUGUACCCUAUGUCCAUCCCAGUGUUAAUGACAUUUACCGAAGAACCAAGACAGUCGAUUGAGGAAGCUCUUCUUCUGGAGCCUGAGAAAAAGGAAUCUGGAAAAGCAGCCGAAUCUGACACUGAAGUUGUAUUUAGUGAGCUUGAAGAUGAGAAACCAAAGGAAGUAGACAUGCUUCCAAGGUCAGAGAGGAAAAAAAGAAUUGCUCAGCUGCAAGCAAGGGUUGCCCAAGCAGCAGCGGAGGGAGCAAUCAGGGUUAAGAGAAGAAGAGGUCCUCAUAGGGGAGAAGACUUUACAUUAACACAAGCUCUCGUUAAGGCAGACUUCUGGCUUCUCUGGUUUCCAUUUGUGCUUGCUUCUGGUUCUGGUUUGACUGUAAUUGACAAUCUUGGUCAGAUGAGCCAAUCUUUAGGGUAUGAUAAUACUCAUAUAUUUGUAUCCAUGAUUAGCAUUUGGAACUUCCUUGGCCGUGUUGGAGGGGGUUAUUUGUCUGAGAUUGUUGUCAGGGAUUAUGCUUAUCCGAGGCCGGUGGCAAUGGCUGUGGCUCAAGUCAUACUGGCAGUGGGCCACUUCUUCAUUGCAAUGGGAUGGCCAGGGGCAAUGUAUGUCGGAACCCUGUUGAUUGGGCUUGGCUAUGGAGCACACUGGUCUGUUGGUCCUGCUACUGCCUCUGAGCUCUUUGGCUUGAAGAGUUUUGGAGCAUUGUAUAAUUUCCUUACCUUGGCUAACCCAGGUGGUUCAUUAGUGUUCUCUGGUCUUAUAGCUAGCAGUAUAUAUGACCGAGAAGCAGAGAAACAAGAACAGCAACGCCAUCCUAAUGUUGGUUCUUUCUUCAAUGGUACCCUUACUUCGGAAGCAUCAAAGUGUGAAGGUGCUAUAUGCUUCUUCCUUACUUCCAUGAUCAUGUCUGGAUUAUGCAUUAUCGCAAUUAUCAUGACCAUGACCCUCGUACAUCGGACUAAACCUGUUUACGCUAGCCUCUAUGGAAAACCACGUACCUGAUCUGGGGAGACGGGGCUGUUUACUAUUUUUUUCAUUCUGUGAUUUACUUCCACAAGUUUUUGCUAGAUUUCUCAUAAUGUGGAAUACAAUUUUUUUUUCUAUCUCAAGCCUGUACACAGACGACACUACGCCCUGACCUUCUCUUGCUUGAUACUGAAGCAAUUGUAUACCUUAUUGUUUUGGAGGUCAAUACUUUCCUUGAGAUUGAAUGUAAACCGGUAUUUUGUCUCUAGAUAUUGUACCAUAGUAUCUGUCCUCCAAACUGUGAUAUACUCUGGGAGGUUUCUUUUGAAUAAGAUCAUUCUUUCUCCAGAUUUGGUGGUAUAAUGAUCUUUCUUGUUCA
This is a messenger RNA of Chenopodium quinoa (quinoa), 2544 nucleotides long. RefSeq names its product protein NUCLEAR FUSION DEFECTIVE 4-like. Bases 438 to 2201 code for a protein of 587 amino acids. Gene Ontology annotation, cellular component: membrane. The transcript is spliced from 3 exons. Lineage: Eukaryota; Viridiplantae; Streptophyta; Magnoliopsida; Caryophyllales; Amaranthaceae. The record is from RefSeq and is a predicted model, not a curated record.